This is a messenger RNA of Cantharellus anzutake, 3996 nucleotides long. RefSeq lists its product as uncharacterized. Lineage: Eukaryota; Fungi; Basidiomycota; Agaricomycetes; Cantharellales; Hydnaceae. Gene Ontology annotation, molecular function: protein binding. The coding region runs from base 237 to 3842 and encodes 1201 amino acids. The transcript has 4 exons. The record is from RefSeq and is a predicted model, not a curated record.
UGGGUGACUAGGCGCCCGCGUAAGCGCUACGGAUGGAAAAUCCUAGAAUUUCUUAUCAGGAAUUCUACUCAAGUAUAAAUAUGGGCGCUUCAUAUCUGAGAGGCGAGUAGCCAUAUUUGGAACGCAGCGCCAACAAUACUGAUUAAAUCAACUGCCAAUCCUGGCAGCAGGCGCGCAAGACUUGUUCGUCUACGAGAGACUACAUCCCCUUCCAAACCGCCUCCUUUACUCCGUGUAUGGAUGAUAACAGACCGUCAAGUUCCGUGCCCACGGUGGCGCAAAGCUCUGAUAUUUCCCCGCACAACUGUGUGGCCGAGGUCUCAGACGGAGUUCAGUCUGCCAAAGCCGAGGACUUGGAGAGGCUAGUUAGUAGCCUUCUUGUCACCGUCAAGAGUGAUUGUAUGAUAGAUGAUUCCGAGUGGGACCACUUGAGUGGGAUGAUAACAGAUUUCCUUCGUCCACUCGAAACACUGCCAUCUACGGACCCCGAAUUCGAUGCAACGGUCAAAUGUGUACUUGAUCUGGCGCAAAGGACGUUUGAGAGGUCUCCGAUGAUGAAAGCACUUGCUCCUUCGCAACAGGCUGAUGCUCAUCUAGCACCGAAAGUUUCGGCAGAACCUACUCAAGCUACCGGGAGCAGCACGAUGGAUGAUGACGCCAUCCAAGAGGUGAUCAAUGACGACCAUCCCCUCGAAACCCAAAUUCCAAAGGAACCCGUGUGGGAGGUGGAAGCAGUGGCGCAAGAUGCGUUGGAACAAAUUACAAAAACAAUAUCUCAUCUCAUUGCCGUAUCUGGGCGUGGUUCAAAGUCUCUCAAGCAUCGCUUCCUGAAACAAAUACGCUCUAAAUCCUCCGUAAUCGAAGCCGUGACUUCGGCCAUCCGGUUACUUCGAGAAAUGCGAUGCGCAAUUCAAUCUCUAUAUUCUCUGGCUGUUAUCCAGACUGAAGGUCAAAUGGCAAACACAUUCAUUAGCCAAAUUCGAGACGCACAAGAGGCUGUGGGUAACCUCUUCGAUGUGGUUCAAGCCUCUCAAGCAAGCCCUUCCACCUCCGACGCUUGCGCUGCGUUUCAAGCGCUGGCAUCCCUCUGGCUCUCCAACUAUCAUACAAGCUCAAAUACACAGCUUCGUGGUCAAUGUCAAGACCUCACUCUUCCCUCUGAUGAAUGCGAGCUACUUAGCUCGCCGUUAGCACGCGCCAUUCAGGAUACAACGUCAACCAUUGAUGUAACACGGCGAUUUCCUUUGAGCGAAUUUCUCCGCUGGGCCAAGAGCGAGGCAUUCAUAGUUCACGGCGAAAGUAAUAAAUUCGGCUUUAUCCGGAGCAUUGCAUGCUACCGGGUCAUGAAAUGGCCUCUCUAUCAUGAGUUCGCACUCGUUUGUUUCCACUCCGAUGAUGGAGGGAGAAGCUGGGUCAAAGUAGAAAGGGCAGCCAGAAUUAAAAAUACCCGACUCCAAAGGGACAGCUUCGGACCUCUGUUCGGUGGGGUGGACCUUCGAGAGACAGUGACUAUAUCUGGGGACCCUGAGCGACUGACACGAAACUCUAAAGAGAUAGCCUCUAUCCACUUCGACCACGGUGCUCAUCCGUUUGAUCUUCCUGAGCUUGGCAAUCAGAUAGAAGUAACAUCUGACCUCUAUCCUGUAUACAAGCUCUGGUCGGCGAAUUGUCGCUACUUCGCUCGAAGGCUAGUGCAGACUGCGCAAGAUUGGUCAGAUGCGCAACAAAUGCAUCAGCAUCACUUUCGCUGGGAUAGCUCCGCUCCCUCCAUGCAAUUGGCGCUCUGCGGCGAGAGAUUUGGGGGUUCCCUUGUAGUAAAAAGUGAGCUUGGACAUAAGGUAGUUAGCUUGCAGAACCUUGCGGGUCGUCUUGCUGCCGAUGGCCAUGGAGAAGAAGGGUUGAGGGUUUGUGAGGAUAUACUCGCACUGAUUCAGGAGUCCGUCGAGGAAUCAUCUGAAACAUAUCGGGUGGGCAUAUUUGUAACUCGAACGGUCAUGGCGUGCUGCCAUUAUACCCUCUGCCAUUGGCAAACCUCCCUUGAAUGCUUCCAAGAUGUGCUUGAUACUCCAGAACUCAACCUAAAAAACUCCUCCUUCAUACUCACAAUCAUGGCGGGGUGCUACUCCGAGUUGGGCGAUCAUGACAAGGCUAUAACAACCGCAGUUAAAGCUUUCGAGACAAUACAAGCGCAAUACAAAAUUGAUCACUCCAUCACAACUUUCACGGGGCUCUUUGCACCGCUCUGUCUCCUCACUGAACUCCAAGUAGAGUCCCCCAGCCCUCCCACUUCGGUUCUUGGGCCGGCAGCUGAAUUGGUGAUCCGUGCAUGCGCACUCCAUACCGCCCGACCAGUACUUGGCCGUUACUUGCUUUCUGAAGCCCUGACAGCAUUCUUCCGUGCACUCAGCUACAUCGGUGGGAGUGAAUAUGCAGUUUGUGCCUGUCGAUUGGCUUUGGAUGUAACGCGCGAUCGGCAUGGCACUCGAGAUUAUGGCCAAUCCCGCCAUUUAGUUCAAUGUUUCUACAACCUUGGUUGUUGUCUUGGCAAGACUGACCAGUUAGAAGAAGCACUGGACAUGCUGAAAACAUCCCGCGACUUGUGUAAAGAGCUCAUCCAACGCUACGUGGCGCACCCAGCGGACUACUUUUUAUUGGCAAAAAUAGAAUAUGAAUGCGCACGAACAUCAGAGCGCUUCCCGGGAGGACUGGAAGCAGCGUUCGAGGACCUAAACAGCGCGAUAUUGACCAUUCAGACAAUAUUGUCUAACGAACUUUGGUUAUGCGACAAAGCGCUGAUACAAGCGGUGGAAUUUCAAUGGACGCUCUUCCGUUGGACACGUGUUUACAAAGGGGGAGAGGGCAUGAUGGCGGCGCUCCUUAAAGUGGAGGAGCUUUGUCGAAGCAUUUCCAGAAGCCCGGGGAACCAGCAUCAGCGGUCGCUGUUCGGUGCGUUGUCGUUGCGCGCCAAAACGUUGAUUGACGAGGCGGGGGACAAGGACACCAUCGUUGCAGUUCUAACGGAAUGUGUGUCAAUUGGGCGUCUUCUCGCAACUUCCGUUUCCAGUGAUGCCUUUCACAUUCAGGACCUCAUAAUCCCCCUUUUCCACCUCGCCAAAUUCUCCGAUGUUAGCGAAACCAAAGCGUUAUGUGACGAAGCGUUCGAUAUCCUGUCAAAAUUAGAGCCAUCAUGCAAGCUGGACGAUCAGCGUAUGCUCCAACAAUGCGUCAGAUCAUAUUUCGAUGUUCUCUACGAUGUCGAUGGCCGGAAGGAUCUAUUAGACGCUCAUCAUCACUUUUCGGGUAUAUGGUUACCCCAGAUGGUCUCCCUCAAGCAAAUCACCGCUGACUUCUACAUCAACCGUGCUUUUAUGGCGCUUAGGGCAGAUCAGCCAGUAGAGGCACAGUCUUGUUGUCGGCUUGCUCUCGCCAGUAUCCUCAAUGAUCCAGAAGGAAAUGAAUCCCAUAUGGCGGUACAAUACGAGAAGAUAGGGAUGAUCCACUUCAAGUUGGGUCGUAUGUGGGAAGCAAUCGAAAUGUUGCGAAGUUCUGUCUGGUUAUCUUGCCAGGCGUCUAUUACCGAUGAUAGCUUCAGGGCGACACUGGCAGCAGACAACACUGUUUCUGCGGGUGGUCUCAUGUUAAUCGAGCUGAAUGUACUCAACACAGUGUCGAAAAGGGUUCGUGCCUUGAUUCAAAUUGCCAAAACAAGCCGGUACUGUACCAAUGUCCAAAGAUUGGAGGAGCUGUUCUUCCUGAGCACAGUUAUUUACGGCAAGGAUGCUGAUGCUAUAACACCAGUUCUCUCAUCAGCACUGGAAGCCCUUCGUUUGGAUGAACAGUAAAUGACUAUAAUCGUCACGAUGAUUCACACCUUUGGCAGGCUGACGAGGCUCGCGUCUUCCGAGGUCCGCUGGAAGCCUGGCUUACCCGUCAAUACCUCGUUUGUUUUGUAUUUAUUAUACCCUGACCCGAUCGAAUACAACAUAUACUUCUGUC